Cyanidioschyzon merolae strain 10D is the source of this 729-nucleotide messenger RNA. RefSeq lists its product as hypothetical. Lineage: Eukaryota; Rhodophyta; Bangiophyceae; Cyanidiales; Cyanidiaceae. The record is from RefSeq and is a predicted model, not a curated record. The transcript has a single exon. Gene Ontology annotation, cellular component: membrane. Bases 1 to 729 code for a protein of 242 amino acids.
AUGUGGACGGCUGCUUUUGUCACGUUGACGGGAUCAUCUGUAUAUAGGCGUUCAGCGCUCUCACCUCUGGUCAGCGGACGAGCGACAGCAUCACCGAGCUUUCAUUCGAGGUGGGCGCGCUUCGGUGUCAAAAGUAGGCAGCGAGGUCGGCAAUGCGCACGCGCGACGCUCCAGUGUCUCCUAGAACCGCUAGGAUUCUUGAAUGUAGCAGCUGAGGAGGCAGUGCAGAAUCCGCUGGUUAUCCAACGCAUCGCGGACUACUUCAAAACGUUGUCCAUACCGGAACCAGUUGUGGAAUAUGGGCACCCUGUCAUGAUGACCAUCAUGGUGGCGGCUAUGGGCCUCGGAGGCGCUUACCUUGGUUGGGCAGGUCGCUUGAAUCCUGACAAGCGGGCAGGAGUGAAACAGAAGCAGACACAUGCCACAGUCAUGGGAGCAUUCACCCUGCUCGCGUUUUUAGGGGCCUCCGGCGGUAUGCUCUCUGUCGCAAUGCAGGGCUUCCCGGUUGGUCAAUCUGCACACGCGCUGAGUGCGGUGCUUGUGCUGGUCUUACUUUCUUUCAACGGCAUCUACGCUGGGACUGGGUUCGGUGCCGGCAGCAAACGCGGGCGAGAAGCGACGGAAGCAGCUGCACAGGGCCGUCGUGUGCACGCGUACCUUGGUGUUGCGAUCGUGGCCGCUCUGCUCCUGCACGCCUUCCUCGGUCUGCAGAUGAUUAUUGGAAGUUAG